UCCAAAGUAGCCAGAAGAAAUAAUUUAGUAUUCGUAUAUUACUAUGUUAUUGAGCCCCUGGAUAUUUUGAUUGUCCACUAGUGCUCAAAUUUAAAUUUUGGUGCAGCAACAGUGAGGCGUAAAUGCUGCCCGCCGCAUUUAUUAUAACGAUCACCACCACCACCAAUAUAAUCAAUAAUCCCAUUUAUAAUACCAACUAACACCCCUCCACCCACCCAACCACCCUCACCCCCCCAUCCCUCACGCCUCUCUAUACUUUAACACUUCCACACCACGCAUGCUUUAUAUGUUGUGCUUCUCUGCAACUCAACUGAUCACUUGGAAUAUAGAGAGAGAGAGAGAGAGAGAAAUGGAGCAGGGAAGGCGCAGUAGAGUGAAACUGGAGUCGAUAUUGAGUGUGGUAUCCGGCAAGCCAACCGAGCCCGGGAAAAUACACAAGCUGUCGUUGUUGGAUCGGGCCAUGCGCCCGCAUACGAUCCACAUUGUGUUCUACUACGGGUCGAACCCCUUCCUGGAUGGCCCGAUGCCGUCGGACCUGGGCAAUCUUCGGGUCACCCUAUCCGAAUUGUUGGAUGAGUACCCGUACGUGACGGGUCGGUUGACCCAGGAACCCGAUGGCGACUGGCAAAUCAAGUUCAACGACGCUGGAGUCCGGAUGCUCCAAGCCACCGUAGAUGCCACCAUCGACGAAUGGCUCAGAUCUGCCGAUGCUGCGGAGGAGCGGGAUCUCACGGCCUGGGAGGAAAUGCCACAUGACCCCACUUUCUGGUCUCCUUUUCGACUCCAGAUAAAUAAGUUCAAAUGUGGAGGAUUAGCCCUUGGAUUGAGCUGCACUCACAUGCACACCGACCUCACAAGCGCUACAAUGCUGUUCAAGGCAUGGUCGGAGGUCCACCGCCGUCAACCCCCCACACAUCCCCCUAUUUUUGAACUUCCGCCGCCCCUCACACCAACUCCGCCCAUUCCCACCCCCUCCCCCCACCCCACCGCUCCAACCAAACUGGCCACCGCCACCUUCAAGUUCUCCGCCGCCGCCGUCGACAAAUGCCUCUCACAAGCCCCACCCGGCGCCACCCCUUUCGACGUCCUGGCCGCCCUCUUCUGGUGCCGCGCCGCUCAGUGGCAGCCGCACGCGAGCAAGCGCUCUCUUUCCAUAUGCGUCGACUUCAGGGAUCAGGGGCAGCACCCGCCGGUGCCUUAUGCCUACUUCGGAAACGCCCUCCGUUUCUCGACGCUGACCGUGGACGCCGACGAUCUGCUGAGCGGCGGAUUGGGGCAGGUGGCCGGCCAUGUCCACCGGCACGUUGCCGGGAUGAGAAAGGAGGAGUUUUCCUCAGUUGUGGAUGAAAAUGGCAGUGGAGGAAUGUACGGCGGCGCUGCGCUGACGUGCGUUAACGCGGAGCACAUGGUUGAGGCGGAGAGUGGGCGGGGGAUCAUGUAUGAUGCAGAGUUCAAGAAGGGGGAGAGGCCCGUGCAUGUGAGCUACUGCGUGGGGAACGUGGCGGGGGAAGGGCUGAUUAUGGUGAUGCCGGCAGAGGAGGGCGGCCGGGGGCGGACCGUCACGGCCACCUUGCCGGAGGAGCAGGUGGCGGAGCUUUGCAAGGAUCAGGUGAUACUAGAUUUGGGGCCCAAUAUGAUCCUAUGUGGGAGGAGAUGAGGCCUUCAGUUUUGAUCUGACUUAAAUGAGCUACUCUCACUAAAAUUUAUUCAGUUUCAUCUAUUUGGUUGUAUUUUUUUGUUAUAGUAUUUGAUUCGGUAACCAUGACCUCAGUCAGAAGAAACGGAUGUAUGACUAUUUUAUUCAUUGUCUUGGUCACUGAGUAGAACUCGUUUAUUAUCAGAAUUUGAGACAAAUUCGGAAUGUU
This is a messenger RNA of Salvia miltiorrhiza (redroot sage), 1865 nucleotides long. RefSeq names its product hydroxycinnamoyltransferase-like. The coding region runs from base 278 to 1657 and encodes 459 amino acids. Lineage: Eukaryota; Viridiplantae; Streptophyta; Magnoliopsida; Lamiales; Lamiaceae. Gene Ontology annotation, molecular function: acyltransferase activity, transferring groups other than amino-acyl groups. The record is from RefSeq and is a predicted model, not a curated record. The transcript has 2 exons.